Messenger RNA from Mercenaria mercenaria, 721 nucleotides. Its product is annotated as 28S ribosomal protein S28, mitochondrial-like. The record is from RefSeq and is a predicted model, not a curated record. Bases 34 to 702 code for a protein of 222 amino acids. The transcript has 3 exons. Gene Ontology annotation, cellular component: mitochondrial small ribosomal subunit. Lineage: Eukaryota; Metazoa; Mollusca; Bivalvia; Venerida; Veneridae.
CCUGUGAUUGGUUAAGCGAGGGUCACAGAAAAUAUGGCUGCGCCCAUGAGAAAUGCUUUUUGGAGGUCAAUUUAUGGAAAUAUCCUGAAAAUCCAUAAUCCAAAGCAUUAUGUCCCCGCUGCAGCAUUCUGCGAGGAAGCCAUGACAAACAGAAUUCGACCAAAAUUUGAUGUGCUUUCUCUGGCGACAGAUGCCGAACAUGAAACAGAAGUAUCCAGUGUGGAAGACGUGCACGAGAAGAAGCAAAGUUUUGCAACUAUGUUUAGAAAAUCUAGACUUGUUCAGAUGGGAGAUUUAAAAGACAAAACAAUGGCAGGGAGAAUAAUUGAUGUUGUACAGGACGAUCUUUAUAUUGAUUUUGGUGGGAAAUUCUACUGUGUGUGCCCCAGACCUUCAUUUCAGGCAGACCAAUAUGUGAAAGGACAGAGAGUAAAAGUUUUAAUGCACAAGUUUGAGAUGUCCUCUAGCUUCAUGGGUAGUGAAAAACACGUGACUUUACUUGAGGCUGACUGUACAUUAAUGGGGAGUUUUGACCCAUCCCAACGUGAACAAUCAAAUUUAUCUGCAUCUACUGGAUUUGCAUCUCGUAUGUUGGCCGUGGAGGAUAGUGCUAAAGAUAAUGAAGAGGCUGUACAGGAGUCUGAAGGAAAAAUUGAAACCAUUGUAACUAAAGGAAGUGUUGAAACAGAGGAAGUGAAAUAAAGAUUUGUGAUAUUUUCAA